AGCAAGUGGGAAGUGAGGGGGGAAGGUGGAAGGUCUCUCUCUGUUUUUUGGAGGUUUUUACAGCAGACAAGCAGUAGAUUUUCAGCUCUUUCUCUCUCUCUGCAGAUGGCGAUGGUGAUCGAUCGCAGCUUUCAGUUAUUUCCUGCUUUUCUUUGAUCGAUCAUGUUCCCCAAAUCUCCUGAUUUCUCACUCCUGAAUUCUUUUAUGUACCACUUCAAGGCACUGUGAUUUUCUGCCAUCUACCGCAUCAAGCUGAUACAAGUGGUCUUGGAUACCUUGUUUUGGUUCUGCUUCCUUCCCUUUGGAGCCAUAGUUGUAGCAUCCGCAUUUGAUUCACAGAAGUUCGGGGUGGCAUUUGGUGUGCCGAUUUCCAUCGGUUUCUUCUAAGCUUUGAUGGGUUCUAGAUUCCCAUCCCAUCAGCUCAGCAAUGGCCUUUAUGUUUCAGGCCGCCCUGAGCAGCCAAAGGAGAGGCCUCCGACAAUCAGCUCCACGGCCAUGCCUUACACAGGAGGAGAUAUCAAGAAGUCUGGGGAACUUGGAAAAAUGUUUGAUAUUCCUGUAGAUGGCUCAAGGUCAAGGAAGUCUGGACCGAUAGCUGGUGCCCCUUCACGGACUGGAUCAUUCGGAGGCACCGCUUCUCACUCAGGGCCAAUCAUGCCCAAUGUUGCAGCUCGGGCCAGCUAUUCUACCUCCGGUCCUGUGUCAUCUGCAGGAAUUCCCGGAUCUGCUUCAAUGGUCACAGGAGGAUCAAAUAGACAGAAGUCCAAUUCUGGCCCUCUUAACAGACACGGAGAUUCAAUUAAGAAGUCAUCGGGUCCUCAAUCUGGUGGGGUCACCCCAAUGGUCCGCCAAAAAUCAGGUCCUCUCACCCCGGUGCUCCCUGCCACAGGGCUCAUUACAUCUGGGCCUAUUUCUUCAGGGCCACUGAAUUCAUCCGGUGCCCCUCGGAAAGUAUCGGGUCCAUUGGAUUCUUUUGGAUCUAUGAAGCUACAUAAUGCUUCUAUAGCCCAUAAUCAAGCUGUUACUAAUCUUAGCCAGGAGGAUGACUAUUCCUUCAAGAGCAGCUUCCCAAAGUCAAUACUGUGGUCUGUGAUUUUGCUGUUUGUCAUGGGAUUCAUUGCUGGUGGUUUUAUUCUCGGAGCUGUCCACAAUGCCAUUCUUCUCAUUGUCGUUGUGGUUCUGUUCGGAGCCGUCGCUGCACUUUUCACUUGGAAUAAUUGUUGGGGAAGGAGAGCUGUCACAGGUUUCAUAGCCCGUUAUCCUGAUGCAGAGCUUCGAACCGCUAAAGAUGGGCAAUUUGUCAAAGUCUCUGGGGUAGUUACAUGUGGAAAUGUGCCCCUUGAAUCAUCCUUCCAAAAGGUCCCUAGAUGCGUGUACACAUCUACAAGUUUAUAUGAAUACAGGGGAUGGGAUUCAAAGGCUGCUAAUGCCAUGCAUCGCCGUUUCACUUGGGGACUCAGAUCUUUAGAGAGGCAUGUUGUCGACUUCUACAUCUCUGAUUUCCAGUCUGGUUUGAGAGCAUUGGUUAAAACAGGCUACGGUGCUAGGGUGACUCCAUAUGUUGAUGAGUCUAUCGUCGUUGACAUCAAUCAGAAGAACAGAGAAUUAUCUCCAGAAUUCGUUAGGUGGUUGGGGGAGAGGAACCUUUCGAGUGAUGAUCGUGUGAUGCGCCUAAAAGAAGGGUACAUCAAAGAAGGGAGCACUGUUAGUGUUAUGGGGGUCGUCCAGAGGAACGAUAACGUGCUGAUGAUUGUCCCACCUGCGGAACCCUUCUCGACAGGAUGCCAGUGGGCCAAGUGCAUCCUCCCAGCGAGUCUCGAAGGGAUCGUUUUGAGAUGUGAGGACACCUCAAAGAUUGACGUAAUACCGGUGUAAGGUGGGGCCGCAUCGUGUCUGUGAAUUGGGUUGUUGGGUCAAUUAUGGUGAUGGUGUUUUCAACUUGGGUGUAUAGCUUUUCUGUGCUUGUUCUUUUUAUUUUGUUUUUGUUAUUAAGGUGUGAAAGCUUUUGUAAUGAGGAUGGGUUGAUUACUAUAUAGGAGGGGGGAGGUGGUUGUGUUUGAAUUGGAGAGAGGAGUUGGGUUUUA
Molecule: messenger RNA, 2084 nt
Organism: Magnolia sinica
Lineage: Eukaryota; Viridiplantae; Streptophyta; Magnoliopsida; Magnoliales; Magnoliaceae
Exons: 5
Coding region: 394-1875 (493 amino acids)
Source: RefSeq, a predicted model, not a curated record